UCAUUCCUCUCCAGCUGGUUCAUUGUGACUCUGGAACCAUAGUGAUGUCAUAGAAAGUGACACAAAAGGCUGGCGGGGAGGGGAAAUACAGUAAAACUCACUCAGUUUCUUGUGAAGUUGGGUACUUUUGGUAUUAACCAUGGAUCCCUCAUUUCACAUAUUUUUAUAUUUUCUAAUAUGUCUAGGAGCAGUUGCUAAAGCAAUUCCAUUAAGGAAUUCAGCAUUAAAGGAAACUAAGGAUACCCAGAAGCUAAAACAAAGCUUGAAGAUCUUGCGGGAUUAUUUGGAUGAGCUUGGCAUCAAACAACCCCCAGAGACACAAACCGAGUACCCCAUUUUAAAGGUGAAUGAACUUGGAAUCGAACAAUCGCUAGGGAUGCGAACCGAGUACCCCAGUUUAAAAGUGUCAGUGAACUUGUUUGGUGUUGACCAAUCCCAAAAGAUACAAAGCACAGAUAACCCUUCGGAAGAUAUAUUUGGCCCUCAUUAUCCUACAGUGGAUACAGAUGAGCCGCCCAUGGACCUUCCAAUAGAAGGAUUGCGGGAUGAUCAAGAUAUUCCUCGAAACUUGUUUUUCCAACCAAUACCACUUUCAGACAGACUAGAUCAGAUUGAAAGAAGUGGCCAAGGACAUCGGAAAAAAGGAAUUGAGGAAAAGAUACUACUUCCCAUCUCUGUUAUUACAUUACUGGCUUCAUUAAUUCUUCUUGGGUGUUCUGCCUUUGGAAUCUAUGAAUGUACCAAAGAAAAGAGAGACCAGCGUCCAGGUCAGACCAGAUGUACACAAACAGAGGAUCUCGACAUAACAACCUUCAAUGCUAUGGUGAACAUUGCGGAUGAAGUGUCAUCAUAUUCAGAUGAAUCUGAAGGCUCGCAAGAAAACAGACCACACCAUUAGUCUAAAAAAGCAGCUUAAACCUAGUUAAAAGAAGUAACAAACAGUGAAAGCAGUACAUAUCUAUAUAGCUACAUAACUAUAAUUUUGUUUUAAAUUUAAAGAAUUUCAAUAGUUUUUAUUAUUCUUUUAUAUGUAAUGUAAAAUAAUAGAGCUCUAUUUAAAUAAUGAUGUAAUUCAACUUUUAAGCAAUUGUAAUUCUAAUAAAGGUGUAUGAUUUUUAUUC
Pantherophis guttatus is the source of this 1121-nucleotide messenger RNA. RefSeq lists its product as uncharacterized. NCBI's taxonomy places the organism in Eukaryota, Metazoa, Chordata, Lepidosauria, Squamata, Colubridae. The record is from RefSeq and is a predicted model, not a curated record.